Messenger RNA from Teleopsis dalmanni, 456 nucleotides. Its product is annotated as odorant receptor 59a-like. NCBI's taxonomy places the organism in Eukaryota, Metazoa, Arthropoda, Insecta, Diptera, Diopsidae. Gene Ontology annotation, cellular component: plasma membrane. Gene Ontology annotation, biological process: sensory perception of smell; detection of chemical stimulus involved in sensory perception of smell. Bases 1 to 456 code for a protein of 151 amino acids. The record is from RefSeq and is a predicted model, not a curated record. Gene Ontology annotation, molecular function: odorant binding; olfactory receptor activity. The transcript has a single exon.
AUGCCGGAGAUUCAAAACCUAUUAAAUGAAUUAGAUGCACGUGUAAGGAGUAAAGACGAGCGCCACUUUUAUAAUACCGAAUUGAAAAUGAAAAUGAAGAUAACUGGAAACAUAUAUCUCGUUCUCUAUAUAAUAGUAGCUAUAACAGCUGAACUAACCACACUCAUGAGUAAAGAACGAGUACUACUUUAUCCUGCUUGGUUUCCAUUUGAUUGGCGCUCCAGCACCACAAAGUACUUAUUAGCACACUUAUACCAAAUUAUUGGUAUUUCCACAAUAUUAACGCAGAAUUAUGCUAAUGAGACCACACCAGGUCUAUUGCUUUGCUUGCUAGCCGGUCAUAUUAAGCUUCUCGCCAUACGUGUUGCCAAAACUAGUCACAACUGUGAAAACCAACAGGAAAAUGAGUUGGAACUGUUGAGUUGCGUCAAAGAUCAAAAAAAAAUUUACAGGUAA